CCCAGGUGCACCGACUCAAUAAAUAGUAAACCGGUCAGUAUGAUUGCAAGUCAAUACAAAAGGGGUUCCCUCGUUAACAGUCAGCCAGAAGCAAAGAAGAAACCGAGCAUGACCAUGAAACAGAUUAUCAUCUUUGGGCUUCUACUCGGGCCCAUGUGGACGUACGGGAUGAAGUGCUAUGAAGACCACGAGCUGCAGGCUGCAGCCAUGAGGAAGCUGAGUUCCCACUACCCGCAGCCCGUGGAGCACCUGGCCGCCGUGGCCCCUGACUCACCUUUCUCUUGCCCCGUGGAGUAUUUCCCUCAGCAUCCGCAUCAGAACAUCCACGAGAGGUCCCUGUCUCCAUGGAGAUACGAACUCGUACUAAAGAAGGAUCACUUCCCUUCCACCUAUGCCCAGGCUAGGUGCCUGUGUGAUGGAUGCAUCCUGAUCCAAAACAAGAGCCGGCCGAUGGAGAGCCACGACUACAACUCACACCCCAUAACCCAGAAAAAGGUGUUUCUCAAAAAGGAGCCCUGCAAAGAUGGGAAGAAAUACUAUUUGAAGGCUGUUACUGUUGAUGUAGCUGUGGGCUGUACCUGCCUCAGAGCCAAGAUCUUCUCCUAGAAGGGGUCCAAUCCAGACCUACUUUCACACUGAAACACUACAAUUCAUGUUGUGUUUGUUUUAAAAUGCAUCAAGUUCUUUAGAAAGUCUAACUCAGCGGGUGUCAGGUCCAUCAUAGGGACCAAUUGUCCAGCAUGCUCUCUGAUUCUCUGAGUUAAACUUGGAUUUAUGAUUAAGAGUCAAAAGGUACAUGAGCCUUUAUUUAUUUAUUUUUUAUCACAAUUGAGAGGUCUAUAAUGUGUGUUUUGUAGGUCUUUAUAGGCUGCAUGCUCUUUAUUCUGACAGGUUUACAGCUCUGUCAAGUAAAGCGAUUAUGUAAACUGCGCAUUGGACUACUUUUCAUAUUGAUGGGCUUGCCAUCGAAGACAACAGCUAUUGUAUAGUUUUGUAAAUUAAUAAUUUAACCACUAAUAAUAUUUGAAUAAUUAUAUAUUUAUUUGUUUGUUUUGUGUGUGAAGUGUUUGGGCAUUUGAAUGCUUUAGAAUGCUUAUGAGUGAAUAAGGAAAACUUUGUAUUUAUUCAUAUCGGAUAUCUUGCAGGUUUUGUCCCAGUGGGACUUAAUAAGUCUGAUGAAGACUAAAUGUUCAGCUUCUUUGAAGCAAAAUAAAG
Messenger RNA from Etheostoma cragini (Arkansas darter), 1215 nucleotides. It is a transcript of the gene il17c, whose product is annotated as interleukin 17c. The transcript is spliced from 3 exons. Gene Ontology annotation, molecular function: cytokine activity. Bases 40 to 606 code for a protein of 188 amino acids. Gene Ontology annotation, cellular component: extracellular region. The record is from RefSeq and is a predicted model, not a curated record. NCBI's taxonomy places the organism in Eukaryota, Metazoa, Chordata, Actinopteri, Perciformes, Percidae.